Messenger RNA from Arachis stenosperma, 1321 nucleotides. RefSeq names its product rhomboid-like protein 19. Gene Ontology annotation, cellular component: membrane; Golgi apparatus. The transcript is spliced from 8 exons. NCBI's taxonomy places the organism in Eukaryota, Viridiplantae, Streptophyta, Magnoliopsida, Fabales, Fabaceae. The coding region runs from base 153 to 1085 and encodes 310 amino acids. The record is from RefSeq and is a predicted model, not a curated record. Gene Ontology annotation, biological process: retrograde vesicle-mediated transport, Golgi to endoplasmic reticulum.
AUUAAGGAGUAAGGAGUAAGGAAGAAGAAGUGUAGCAUAAACACCAUUCCCACGCCUUGCAAAUUACCUUUUCUUCUCUCUGAAUCUGAAUCUCGUCGUCUUCUUCUUCUUCUUCUGAAUCUCUUCAUCACAUACACUCUCAUUCGUUCUUCAUGAGCACUACUCAACCGCUUCCACUUUCAGUUUCAGGGGGCGCAAGCCCGUUCUCAAUGUCAGGGUUCACGCGUCUCUGCAAAGGCCUCGUUGUGGUGCUCGUUGCUGCUCACAUUGUCGUUACCGUCUUCCCCUCUGCCGUUACCUACGUCGCUCUCAUUCCCGCAAGGACAAUCCCAUUUGGCUGGAACCUUAUUACAGCUGGUUACAUUGAACAAUCUAUAUAUGGGGUAGUGGUCAACACCAUUGGUCUUCUGUUCAUUGGGAAGCUGCUUGAACCAGUUUGGGGUCCUAGGGAAUUCAUAAAGUUUAUCUUUAUAGUUAACGUUCUGACUUCUGUGUGUAUUUUCAUCACUGCUAUUUCUUUAUACUACAUUAAGACGCAGGAGACUUACCUUUAUAUGCCACUUUCUGGAUUUCAUGGGGUAAUAUCCGGUUUGUUGGUCGGCAUCAAGCAAAUCAUACCAGAUCAAGAACUUCCUGCCCUUAAGAUAAAAAUGAAGUGGUUGCCGUCUAUCAAUGUAUUGUGUUCUAUUGCUACGAGCUUCUUCACGCUGGAGGCAAUGUCAUAUCUUCCAGCUAUAAUAUUUGGCACAUACAUGAGCUGGAUUUACCUUAGGUACUGGCAGAGGAAAUCAGAAACAAAGUAUAGGGGUGACCCAAGCGAGGAUUUUGCAUUCUCUACAUUUUUCCCUGAGAUUUUAAGGCCAGUUAUAGACCCUAUUGCAUCAAUAUUUCAUCGAAUGCUAUGUGGAAGAUCCAGUGCAUCUAAUGAUGCUCAAGGCUACUCCCUAGGAGCUGAACCUUUGCCCGGUUCUGACUCCAUUGAGGCAACUAGGAGACGGGAAAGAGGCGCAAGAGCACUGGAAGAAAGGUUGGCUGCUGCAAAGAGUGCAGGAGAGUUGCCAACAGAUGCUGCACAAAAUGUAUGAUUUGUUAGCUAUUUUUGUAAAUUCUGAAUAGUUCGGCGAAAUGAAGCUAUCGAAAUUGUUAAUGUUCCAGAGCUGUUAAAGUAAUGAAAAACAUUUUUGUGAUUUCGUCCGUGUCCAUGAGCAAGAUUCUUAAUGUGCAUUUUUGGCUUGGACUGAUAUUUUUAUGAAACUUUAAAGUUUCUCUUUGUUGUGCAUUUUCCAAAUUAAAUAUGUAAAAAAGUGGUGUAUUUAUUUCC